Molecule: messenger RNA, 1724 nt
Organism: Hevea brasiliensis (rubber tree)
Lineage: Eukaryota; Viridiplantae; Streptophyta; Magnoliopsida; Malpighiales; Euphorbiaceae
Product: UDP-D-xylose:L-fucose alpha-1,3-D-xylosyltransferase MGP4
Exons: 4
Coding region: 316-1386 (356 amino acids)
Cellular component (GO): Golgi apparatus
Molecular function (GO): glycosyltransferase activity
Source: RefSeq, a predicted model, not a curated record
UAUAAAGGGAGAAAUUUACUAUUUUAAUUAAUUCCAAUGGCAUGCGCUCAGCAUGUGCGUGAUUCAUGUUCGGGGACUUUACUGCUCUACGCGGAUACCCGUAAAAGGAUCUCAAUUAAGAACCGACCCUCGUUCAACUCCUAAUCUGCCCGCUCACUGUUUUUCACUCCGCAAUCCAUGAACAGAAUUACAGAUCCGAUCUCAAUACAUCUUGCUCCUGAAACCAUUGUAAUACUCCAUCCGCACACCCUUUUGGAAUCUGAACUCCACUGCAAAUCCUUUCUCGCCUGUAAAUAGGUACAAUAUAGCUACACAAUGCCAUCUUUUUUGCACCAAAGGACUCUCCAAACUACGCUUUCCGAUCCAUACCACCCAUUAUCACCACCCUAUUCCUCCAAUUCCCAAAGGCAAAUUUCAAUUUUUAGCCGCACUGGCCUCAUAGUUUUGUUCUCUCUUAUGCUAAUUCUGGGAGUAUUCAUGCCGUGGACGGGGAUGCCCCAGGGUAUCUUCUCGGUGACUAAACCCUCUCUUAGCAAAUGGCGUCAGUACACUCUGGCCCAAGCUGUGUCUUUUGUGGCCAAGAAUGGGACUGUGAUUGUUUGUGCAGUUAGCCAGCCUUACUUGCCCUUCCUUAACAACUGGUUGAUUAGUAUUGUAAGGCAAAAGCAUCAAGACAAGGUCCUUGUCAUUGCUGAAGAUUAUGCAACGCUUUAUAAGGUCAAUGAGAAGUGGCCUGGCCAUGCUGUACUUGUUCCGCCAGCUCCUGAUUCCCAAACUGCCCAUAAAUUUGGUUCUCAGGGAUUCUUUAAUUUCACAUCCCGAAGGCCUCGUCACCUGCUGCAUAUUUUGGAGCUUGGGUAUAAUGUAAUGUACAAUGAUGUUGAUAUGGUCUGGUUAGGAGAUCCCUUUCCCUAUUUGCUGGGAAAGCAUGAUGUGUACUUCACCGACGACAUGGCUGCGGUGAAGCCUCUGAACCACUCCCAUGAUUUACCACCUCCAGGUAAAAAGGGGCGCACUUAUAUAUGCAGUUGCAUGAUUUUCCUGCGCCCUACCGAUGGAGCAAAACUAGUUAUGAAGAAGUGGAUUGAGGAACUUCAAGCUCAGCCAUGGUCUAGAGCAAAGAAAUCAAAUGAUCAACCUGCUUUCAACUGGGCAUUAAACAAAACUGCUGGACAGGUGGACCUGUACCUGCUGCCACAGGCAGCAUUCGCAACGGGAGGUUUGUACUUCAAGAACCAGACAUGGGUGCAGGAAACAAAUGGAAAGCAUGUAAUCAUUCACAACAAUUACAUCACAGGCUUUGAGAAGAAGAUAAAGCGGUUUCAUGAUUUUGGCCUGUGGUUGGUGGAUGAUCACUCUCAAGAGUCCCCACUUGGCAAAUUAUGAUGAGUUGUUUUACCUACGAGCUAUUUCUGGAGUUGCUGCAACCCUGCAGAAAUGCUACUUACAAAUUGGAUUCUUGCCCUUAAUCAACUGCCAGUAAUGGAAUAGAGCUGAAGAGUAUGGAGCAUUAAGCAAUAUGGUGUUUAUUUCUUGCUUUUUUAGGUUUAUGGCAGAGGAUUUUUCUGGGUGCAAGGUCAUGGCUGGGUUGAUUAGCAAAGGUUUAUCUGUUUUAUGGAAAUGACAUGGUUUGAUAUUCCUUCUCCCCCAUGGAAUUCAUUACAUAAUGGAACUGCAAAAGGAUGCUUGUCAUUUUGUUGAAAUGCAAUUCCCUAUUUGGACAA